Molecule: messenger RNA, 3075 nt
Organism: Fulmarus glacialis (Northern fulmar)
Lineage: Eukaryota; Metazoa; Chordata; Aves; Procellariiformes; Procellariidae
Gene: ZNF609
Product: zinc finger protein 609
Exons: 7
Coding region: 1-3075 (1024 amino acids)
Biological process (GO): regulation of transcription by RNA polymerase II
Cellular component (GO): nucleus
Source: RefSeq, a predicted model, not a curated record
AUGGAGUCUCCGGUCUCUACGCCUGCGGUGCUGCCCUUGCACCUCCUUGUCCCUGUCGUCAACAACGACAUCUCGUCGCCUUGCGAGCAGAUCAUGGUACGCACCCGCUCGGUGGGAGUGAACACUUGUGACGUGGCCCUGGCCACCGAGCCCGAGUGCCUGGGCCCCUGCGAGCCCGGGACCAGCGUGAACCUGGAGGGCAUCGUCUGGCAAGAGACGGAGGACGGUAUGCUGGUGGUCAACGUCACAUGGAGGAACAAGACGUACGUGGGGACGCUGCUCGACUGCACGCAGCACGACUGGGCGCCUCCCCGGUUUUGCGACUCUCCCACCAGCGACCUGGAGAUGCGCAAUGGCCGAGGCAGGGGUAAACGCAUGCGCCCCAACAGCAACACGCCCGUCAAUGAGACGGCCGCCGCCUCGGACAGCAAAGGGACCAGCAACAGCAGCAAGACCCGGGCGGGAGCCAACAGCAAAGGGCGCCGGGGAAGCCAGAACUCCUCGGACCACCGCACGCCGCCCGGCGGCACGGCGGAGGAUGUGAGGGUGGAGCCGGCUGUCCUCGACCGAAACUGCCCUUCUCCCAUCCUCAUCGACUGUCCCCACCCAAACUGUAAUAAGAAGUACAAGCACAUCAACGGGCUGAAGUACCACCAGGCCCACGCGCACACUGAUGACGACAGCAAGCUGGAGGCGGACAUGGACAGCGAGUAUGGCGAGGAGCCCUCCCUGCAUGCGGACAUCGGGAGCUGCAAUGGCGCUGCUGUCUCUCAGAAGGGCUCGCUCUCGCCGGCUCGCUCGGCCACCCCCAAGGUGCGCUUGAUGGAGCCCCACAGUCCCUCCCCGUCCAGCAAGUUCAGCGCCAAGGUCCCCUGCAAGAAGAAGCUGGGUGGGGAAGGAGACACCGACCCGGGCGCCCUGUCCAAUGACGGCUCUGAGGAUGGUCCCUCGGUGGCCGAUGAGACGAGUAACGAUGGCUUUGACUCUCUGGAGAAGCGAUGUGUUGAUAAGGACAAGUCAAAGAAGGCAUGUGGUGCUAAGCCGGAAAAGAUCCCUUCCAAAAGCUUGAAGUCCGCCAGACCCAUUGCGCCUGCCAUUCCCCCCCAGCCGAUUUACACCUUCCAGACAGCCACCCUCACCACAGCCAGCCCCGGUUCCUCCACGGGCCUCGCUACCACCGUGGUCCAGACCAUGCCCAACAGCCCUCAGCUCAAACCCAUCCAGCCCAAGCCUACGGUGAUGGGAGAGCCCUUCACGGUCAACCCUGCCCUCACCCCUUCCAAGGAGAAGAAGAAGAAGGACAAGAAGAAGAAGGAGCCCAAGGAGGUAGAAAACCCUCUGACUCCUGGCAAAGCCUGCAGAGCAGAGGAAGGCAAGAGCCCUUUCCGGGGGGAAUCCAGCGACCUGGGGACGAAAGGCGAGGAUAAAAUCUACAGCUUCACCGACAACGCCCCGAGCCCCUCCAUCGGUGGUGCCAGCAGGCUGGAGAACACCAACCCAGCCCAACCCAUGACCCCGCUGCAUGUCGUCACCCAGAACGGGGCAGAGGCGAGCUCGGUGAAGACCAACAGCCCGGCUUACUCGGACAUCUCUGACGCCGGGGAGGAUGGGGAGGGCAAGCUGGAGAGCGUGAAGGCGAAGGAUCCGGAGCAACUGGUCAAGGAAGGCGCCAAAAAAGCUCUUUUCCCCCCGCAACCGCAGAGCAAAGAGUCUCCCUAUUACCAAGGCUUUGAAACCUACUAUUCCCCUGGCUACCCCCAGGCAAGCCCGGGGCCCUUGAACCCCGGCGGCCAGGCCGCGGCCGAGACACAGGCCUUGAAGCUGAAGAAGGACGAGGAGCAGGAGAACCCGGAGGUGAAGGUGAAGAGUGAAGGCUGCGAAGAGAAGAAGGCAGAGCUCGGCGGCUCCAGCCAGCAGCCCUCAGUCAUCCAGCAGCGUCCCAACAUGUACAUGCAGUCCCUCUACUACAACCAGUACGCCUACGUGCCCCCCUACGGCUACAAUGAGCAGGGCUACCACGCUCACCUGCUGAGCACCAACCCUGCCUACCGCCAGCAGUACGAGGAGCAGCAGAAGCAGCGGCAGAGCCUGGAGCAGCAGCAGCAGCGAGGGCUGGAGAAGAAAGCAGAGCUAGGCUUGAAGGAGAGGGAGGCAGCGCUCAAAGAGGAGUGGAAACAAAAGCCGCCCAUGCCCCCAACGCUCACCAAGGCCCCGAGCCUCACGGACCUCGUCAAGUCGGGGCUGGGCAAGGCCAAGGAGCAGGGAGGUCCCGACAUGGCCAAAUCUGUCAUCAUCCCCAAGCUGGAGGACUCGUCCAAGCUGUCUGGCAGCCAGGUCGCCGAGGGGCUCAAGGUGAAACUGAGCGAGGCCAGCCACCUCGGGAAGGAGACCGCCGAGGUGAAGGCUGGCUCUGAGUGUGGCCGGCAAGCGGAGGUGGACCCUGUGCUCUGGUACAGACAGGAGGCCGAGCCCCGGAUGUGGACCUACGUGUACCUAGCGAAGUACUCGGACAUCAAGACAGAGGACGAGCGGUGGAAAGAGGAGAGGGACCGAAAGUUGAAGGAAGAAAGAAAUCGAAGCAAAGAAGCCGUGUCCAAGGAGGACGGGAAGGAGAGCACCAGCUCCGAGUGCAAACUGACCCCCACCGAGGAGGCUCGCAUGGUGGGGAAGGACCCCAGACCCAGCGUCCACGUCCCUGUGUCUUCACCCCUCACGCAGCAUCAGUCCUACAUCCCCUACAUGCACGGCUACUCCUACAGCCAGUCGUACGACCCCAACCACCCCAGCUACCGGGCCAUGCCCACCGUCAUGAUGCAGAAUUACCCAGGAUCAUACCUACCCUCCAGCUAUUCCUUCUCCCCCUACGGGAGCAAGGCGUCCGGCAGUGACGACAGCGACAAGUCCCGAGCCAGCCCCAGCGUGAGUUGUAAAUCCAGCUCAGAGUCCAAGGCCCUGGACAUCCUGCAGCAGCACGCCAGCCAUUACAAGAGCAAAUCGCCCACGGUGAGAGUCAGGAAGGCGCUGGCUUUAUCCAGCUCCGUGCAUGAGCUUCGGGAUGGUCCCUGGAUCCUAUAA